GCGGGACGGGGCGGCACAGGGCACCUCCCCGGAGGGGAGCGGGGAAGGCGCCGCCGCCCCCUCCGGCUCCGGGCAGCACGGGGCUGCGCGGCCGCCCCCCGAGAUGUUUAACCGGGCCGUGAGCCGGCUCAGCAGGAAGCGUCCGCCGUCAGAGAUAAAUGACAGCGAGGGUCACCCAAGCAGCAGCCACCAAGCCUUGAAAGGAACCUCAAAAUGGGCUACAUCACUAGAGAACCUCCUGGAGGAUCCGGAAGGAGUGAAACGAUUUCGGGAAUUUUUAAAGAAAGAAUUCAGUGAAGAAAACGUUUUGUUCUGGCUAGCAUGUGAAGAGUUUAAGAAAACACAAGGGAAAAAACAGAUGCAAGAGAAAGCUAAAGAAAUUUACAUGACUUUCCUGUCCAGUAAAGCUUCCUCCCAAGUCAAUGUCGAAGGCCAGUCCCGUUUGAAUGAGACUAUUUUGGAGACACCUCACCCUCUCAUGUUUCAGAAGCUCCAGGACCAGAUAUUCAAUCUGAUGAAGUACGACAGCUACAGCCGCUUCCUGAAGUCCGACAUCUUCCUAAACCUGAAGAAGUCUGAGGAGCAAGAGGAGAACCCUCCAGAGGCUCAGACUGCAGCCAAGAGAGCCUCAAGAAUUUACAACACAUGAUGAGGAAUCUCAUCAGGAGAAGGCCAUACAAUAACUGAAUUACACUCAGGAACAGUCUAGGUUUAUAGCAGUUGCAUUUAGGGCUUAAAAAGCUCAAAACCUUUUUAGGAGAUUCUUACCUUCUUCAUUGCUAGAAUGACUAAUUUUUGUUUUGCAUGCUGGCUAUUAACCCAGCACCCAUGUGGUGCUGAAAGGCUGGGUCUUCCUCCAGAGCAUGAAUUGCAUUUCAUAUGUCACAUGUUAAAAGUGCUUUCAAUCUCUGUGUUUUCCUCUGUGAAGUGGCACGGUGAUGCUCCGUAGGAGUCAGGGUGGUUGGGUUUCUUCUUUCUGCCGUGUAAUUUUUGUUUGUGGCCAGCUUUUGCAUCCUGGAUUGCUGGGAGAGGCUGUUGAGGAGUACACUGCACCUGAGUUUGUCAAGGAGUCUUUCACAGCAAACUUAACCACGGAGGGACAGCACCUUUCAGGGUUCAGCUCAGUCGAAUCCAGUCCUUUGCUGUGUAACUUUGUCCUUUCGGGGUGAUACCUUUUUUGCUUUGCCUUGG
This is a messenger RNA of Dryobates pubescens (Downy woodpecker), 1191 nucleotides long. It is a transcript of the gene RGS10, whose product is annotated as regulator of G protein signaling 10. Bases 104 to 649 code for a protein of 181 amino acids. Gene Ontology annotation, molecular function: G-protein alpha-subunit binding; GTPase activator activity. The record is from RefSeq and is a predicted model, not a curated record. Gene Ontology annotation, biological process: regulation of G protein-coupled receptor signaling pathway. Lineage: Eukaryota; Metazoa; Chordata; Aves; Piciformes; Picidae. The transcript is spliced from 5 exons.